Molecule: messenger RNA, 710 nt
Organism: Caenorhabditis elegans
Lineage: Eukaryota; Metazoa; Nematoda; Chromadorea; Rhabditida; Rhabditidae
Gene: F28B12.1
Exons: 3
Coding region: 21-545 (174 amino acids)
Source: RefSeq, marked reviewed
GUUUACAAUUAUUAUUUAAAAUGAUAACAUCAUUUUUAAGGAGCUGGGUAAUCAUUGGCGAAAUGGAUUUUGGAGGACGCCCUCCUCCUCCAAUGGAUGACACUUAUUUUCCAAGUCUUCUCAAAAAGGAUAUUUGGUCUCAGAUCGAAAACAAUACAAUCAACUUUCCAGCAGAUAUUCGUGGAUGGCUCAAGAAACUGACCGACGAGAAAGAUCUCAUUGAUAACUAUUCUCUUGAAAAACAACCAGCUAUAAAUCAAUGGUUUGCUGAAACUGAUUUUGUGAUUCGAACUCUUCGAUGUGUCAAUCUUCCUGAAUUGGUAGAACAUUAUGAGGAUCAGCUGACUGCACAAAAAAUCUACUUGGAAAAAAUCGAUCACCGGAGUGGAAUUCUUAAAUAUUUGAUUGAGAGACUCGAAAUGGCUGUAGCAGAGGAGGAAAAUAAGAUUGAUAAGCAAGUGGAUAUCGAAAAAGAAGAAACAACAAUUGUAAUGCAAAUCCAGCACUCUAAGAAAAACAAAAAGAAAUCGAAAAAUAAGAAAUAACCAACGACACGAGCAAAUAUCCUCCGAGCAUCUCAUCUACAAGUCUCCAAUAGUAAUUUUAAUUAAUUCAUUAAUUCAUAUCUUCUUCCUUUACUUGUAACUAUGAUCUUAUAAUUCGGAAUAGUUGUUUUUCGCUCACAUUCAGAAUAAAAAAACAUGAAUUUU